Schistosoma turkestanicum is the source of this 4080-nucleotide messenger RNA. The record is from the annotation of a GenBank genome assembly. Lineage: Eukaryota; Metazoa; Platyhelminthes; Trematoda; Strigeidida; Schistosomatidae.
GGCAUUCCAGAUCAUCUGGAGGAUGAGGAUGGUGACGGGAUCCCAGAUUAUCUAGAGGACGAUGAUGGUGAUGGCAUUCCAAAUUAUCUGGAAAAGAGUCACCACAAACGAUCAACUAAAUUGCCGAAACAUAUCGACAAGGAUGGUGAUGGGAUUCCAGACCAUCUAGAAGGUGACUCUGAUGGAGACGGCAUUCCAGAUCAUCUGGAGGACGAGGAUGGUGACGGGAUCCCAGAUUAUCUAGAGGACGAUGAUGGUGAUGGCAUUCCAAAUUAUCUGGAAAUCGAUUCUUUAGCACUCUCGCACUAUAAACUUUCGCAGAAUUCGAAUUUGAAAUUUUAUUCGGCUGAUCUUGAUGGCGAUAGUAUUCCAGAUCAUUUAGAGGGUGACAGUGACGGUGAUGGAAUUCCGGAUUAUUUAGAAGAUACAGAUGAUGACGGGAUUCCUGAUUAUUUGGAAGAUGAAGAUGGAGAUGGUACACCAAACUACUUAGAUAAUGAUUACACUGGACAAUUUUCUCCGAAAUCUUUUAAAUUAUCAGUUUCAAAUAAAAAGCAUUAUGAUCUCAAUAAAAAUGGUAUACCAGAUGACUUAGAGAGUGAUCAGGAUGGAGAUGGUAUUCUUGAUUUUAUGGAAGACUCCGAUGAGGAUGGGAUUCCAGAUUAUCUAGAAGAUUCAGAUAAUGACGGAUUUCCAGACUAUUUAGAUGAUACAUUCAGUCCUAAACAUGAUAUCCAUUUAAAAUUAGAAGAUAAAAAUAGAAAUGGCAUACCAGAUCACUUGGAAAGUGAUUCUGACUACGACGGUGUUCCUGAUUAUUUAGAAGAUUCUGAUAGAGAUGGUAUACCAGAUUAUUUAGAAGAUACUGAUUUAGAUGGUACACCAGAUUACAUGGAUGAAGAUGCUAUUACACAAUUUUCACCGAGAAAAAUUCGUGGUCGUGGUAUCGGUCGAAAAUUUGCUGAUGCUGAUAGAGAUGGUAUACCAGAUCAUUUAGAAGGUGAUAUCAAUCAUAAUGAUAUUGUUGACUAUUUAGAAGAUUUGGAUAAUAAUAGUAUACCAGAUUAUCUUGAAGAUUCUGACAAAGAUGGUAUACCAGACUAUUUAGAUGAAGAUGCUACUACAAAAUUUUCACCCAAAGUAUUAAGAGCAUUAAAACCAGCCAAACAUUAUGCUGAUAUAGACGGUGAUCAUAUACCAGAUCAUUUAGAAGAAGAUAAUGACGGUGAUGGGAUUCCAGAUUACCAAGAAGAUUCCGAUUCGAAUGGUAUCCCAGAUUAUCUAGAAGACAGUGAUGGUGAUGGUAUACCAGAUUAUAUUGAUGAGGAUGCUACAACACAAUUUUCACCGAAAAAAUAUCGUAAAUUACGUUCUACUAUGAAAUUUGAAGAUGAAGACGGUGAUGGAAUACCAGAUCAUUUGCAAGGUGAUUCCGAUGGUGAUGGAGUUUUAGAUUUCCUUGAAGAUAGUGAUGGUGAUGGAAUACCAGACUAUUUAGAAGAUGGUGAUGGUGAUGGUGUUCCAGAUUAUUUGGAUGAAGAUGCGAACAGUCAAUUUUCACCGAAACAUUUCAUUGAUAAAAAUAAAGAUGGUAUACCUGACCAUUUAGAAGGUGAUUCGGAUGGUGAUGGUACACCGGAUUAUCUUGAAGAUACUGAUCAAGAUGGUGUUCCAGAUUAUUUAGAAGAUUCCGAUCAUGAUGGUAUACCAAAUUAUCUAGAUAAUGAUGUUGUUGAUGUUGAAGUGGAAGCAGUUGUUGAAGCCUACGAUAAAGAUACUAAUAAUAAUGGCAUAGCGGAUUAUUUAGAAGAUUGGGAUGGUGAUGGUAUACCAAAUUAUCUUGAAGAUGAAGAUCAUGAUGGUAUUGUUGACUUCUUGGAUAAAAAAGAUAAUCGUUUACUGGGAAAAUGGACUAAAAAUAAAAAAAUGAAGUUUCAAAAUCCAAAUGAUAAGAAUGCCAACUUUAUACCAGAUCACGUAGAAGAUGACUUAGAUGGUAAUGGUAUUCCAGAAUUUAAACAAGAUUCCGACGGUAAUGGAAUACCAGACUACUUAGAUGAAGGUUAUUUGCAUAAAUUUCCAAAGACUUCGAAACAACACACUAAGAAGAAACGGAAACAAAAUAAAAAAUCCUCGGGUAAACGAGAAUCUACCUCUAGGAGCCCAAGCAGUUCGGAUCAUGGCUCAAAUAGUGAUGAUCUACCAAAAGAAAAAGUUACUGACCGAAAUAAUAACGGGAUCCCAGAUCACUUAGAGAUGAAAGACUCUGACAAUGACGGAAUUAUCGACUACUAUGAUGACGACGACGAUAAUGAUGGGAUUCCUGACGAUCAAGAUGAUGACGAUGAUAAUGACGGCAUCAAGGACUAUCAUGAAGAUGUAAAUGCUAAUCAAAUGUUAGACAUUCUUGAAGCAAAAGAUACGGAUGGUGAUGGCAUUCCUGAUUAUCUGGAUGAUGACGAUGAUGGGGAUGGUAUACCUGAUUGUGAUGAUGAUGACGACGAUGGUGAUGGUAUAUUGGACAGUGACGAAGAUGAAAACAGGAAUAAUAUUUCCGAUAGUUUAGAAAGUGAAGAUUCGGAUGGCGAUGGAAUCAUUGAUCUACUUGAUACAGAUGAUGAUAACGAUAAUAUACCAGACUAUUUAGAUAAUGAUUCCGAUGGAGAUGGUAUUGAUGAUAAAAAACAAAAUAAAAAUCGUCCUAAAACUAUUCGUUCAAAAGAAAAUGACAUAAAAAAUAAAGCAACCCAAACGGUGGUCAAAUCGGCUUCGCCUAUAUCUCAACCACAAAGAAAUUCAAAACACAAAUCAGUACCCAAAAAGAUCGCAGAAGAUGAUGACGGGGACGACGACGAUGACGACGACGAAGAUAGUGAAGAAACCGAUAAUAGUUAUGAUAACAAAAAAUCAUAUAAAAAGAAAGAUAGUGGUAUUAACAGUGAUAACGCUGAUGAAGAUGAUGAUGACGACGAUGAUGAUGAUGAUGGUAACGAAGAUGACGACGAUGAAGGCGCUGAUGGUGAACCUAUGUCUAAAACUAGAUCUGUUGUUUUAUCUAUAUUAAAACGAAUCGAAAAUAUCUUUGGCGUUGAAGGUGAUAGUGGUGAUCAUGAUACUGAUGAGAAUGAAUCAGAUGAAGAAAUUCAUGAUCACUAAAAUAUUAUUUCAACCUCUUUUUUUAUACUAAAGAGAUUUCAUAUGAUUUUAUUAGAACGCAAGUUGUUUUAGAACCAAUAAUUAUUACAGUCAACUAUUACUACCCAUUCUGUUCUUUUAGUUUACAACUGUUGAAUAUACUAGCUCAAUUGAGAAAUAUAAUAUUUUAAUGUAUGAUAAUAUACAGUUGUAUACUUUAACUUUAUUUUCCAUUCUUAAAAACAAAUUCCUACAUACAAAUUGAAGCCCUUGAAUAAUACUUUCAUGCAAUAGCUUAACUGUGUAUUCAUUCAGUCUUUUCGUUCUCCUUCCUCAACUCAUUUUUAUUGCUUCAAUUUCGAUUCAGUUAAACUACUUAACUUGUAACUUAUCCAAUUUCUUCUUGUUUGUUUGUUUCACUUUCAUUUUCUUCAGUGGAAGUAGAAAGGUGUAGACAGUAAACCAACAAACAAGUAGACAAAGGAGACUAGAUUAGUAAAUAACAAAAAGAAAUAAGGAAAGUCAACAGUGUAAAGUCAUAUUCCACUUCGAUUUUCCGGGUCUUUUGUUUGCAUCAGUUAUAUUGCAUUUUCGUCAGUUACACACAAAAAUACAUACUAUAUGAACAUAUUUUUAAUGGCACUACUACUACUACUACUACUACUACUACUACUGCCUUUCUUUUAACUACUACAAAUUAGUUGUUCAUUCAUCAGUUGUGAUCCAACUCGUUACGAAUGUUUAUUCCUCGUUUUCUUUCGGUUUUCAUGUUUCAUUUCAUCAUCUACUAUUUUAAAUUCAUAUACAAUAGAAAUUUUCAAAACGUUAACUCCCUACAUACACUGUUUUAUUUUUGUCUUCAACCUUCAAUUUCAAUUUAAUAUAUAUACACAUCUAAACAAAAAAAAUUACAGUACAGAAAUAAAAUAUUAUUUAGCUGAGUUU